This is a messenger RNA of Vespa mandarinia (Asian giant hornet), 909 nucleotides long. RefSeq lists its product as uncharacterized. Gene Ontology annotation, biological process: G protein-coupled receptor signaling pathway. The record is from RefSeq and is a predicted model, not a curated record. Gene Ontology annotation, cellular component: membrane. Gene Ontology annotation, molecular function: G protein-coupled receptor activity. Lineage: Eukaryota; Metazoa; Arthropoda; Insecta; Hymenoptera; Vespidae.
AUGUAUUUAGAAGAUAUUCACAAAUAUCCAGGACUCUUUCCAAAUCAUCGAAAGGGUCCAACGAUUACAACUACUACAGAAUUAACAAAAAUCAACAUAAUCACUAUAACUCUUUCCGAAUAUACACAAAAUGCUAUUGACAUAUUAUUAGUUACUUUAGGUGCCUCUUUAAAUUUAUCAAUAAUCUUCAUUGUAGCCUUGAAUUCAUCUUUACGAGUAUCGACGAGCUGUUAUAUUAUCAGUUUGGUCGCUUCGAAUUUGGUAAUCAUGAUUGAGCCAUCACGAAGAAUUCUACGAUCCAUCUUCGAAUUAAAUAUUCCUAUGAAUCUCGACUACGUUUUUCAUGUUAGUUUCUAUUCGUCCGUAUUAACGAUCGUGAUUUUUAGUAUAGAAAAUUAUAUCUGUAUUUGCGAACGAUACAUUUCCAUAUAUGAAUACUUCACAAAACUAUUUAACACAACGAAGAGAAUAGUUUUCAUUUGGUUGACAUCUAUCAUGAUCACAGCAAUGGAAUUACAUCUUUACGAUCAUUUCGAAAGAGACGACAUGCAUGAUAUAUUCGCAGCUUCGACAAUCAUGUUUAUGGUUCUACCAUUUUUAAUUCUUAUUCUGAUUCAUUGUGCGAUCAUUUACGAACUAUUAUCGAUCAAAUCAAUCGAAGGACAAUGGCGAUCAAAAGAUCUGGAAAAUUUUCGUUUGUCAAUUGGCCUAGUCUGGGCGUUUUUUCUCACUAUGGUCCCAUAUAGAAUCGCAAAGGUAAUAACAUCGUUAAAUCCAAAUGCAAAGUGGUGUUGUUCGACGAAACAAAUGGAAAUUUUUUAUUUACUCAUUAAGAUAUUCCCUAUUGUAUCUACGAUCGUUUGUUACGUAACGUAUGAAAAAUUUCGUAAAGUAAUUCAGUUUGAAUAA